Molecule: messenger RNA, 4073 nt
Organism: Falco peregrinus (peregrine falcon)
Lineage: Eukaryota; Metazoa; Chordata; Aves; Falconiformes; Falconidae
Product: casein kinase I-like
Exons: 6
Coding region: 791-1147 (118 amino acids)
Biological process (GO): regulation of small GTPase mediated signal transduction; endocytosis; peptidyl-serine phosphorylation
Cellular component (GO): nucleus; cytoplasm
Molecular function (GO): GTPase activator activity; protein serine/threonine kinase activity
Source: RefSeq, a predicted model, not a curated record
UAUUACAAAGGGCAACAGCCGGGGAGGAAUUGGUGGUGCCUCGUGGUUACGCAGCCAGGCCUGCUGGGCGCUUAAACCAGCGCGUCCAGUCGGGCAGUAUUAUUUUUCUACAUUGUAAAUGAGCCUGAGGCAUAAACCCGCUUACAUUUCUGUACGGCAGUGUACUUGGUCAGGGAGCUCAGUCGCACUGACAGAGCUGGCACAGAGUUCCCUUGGGACUCCAGACUUGACUGUCUUGUUGAAAGGCUUGAGAGCCUGCUUUGGAAGUCACUUGGCAAGGCACAGCUUUGCCGUGAUUUUGGUACUUGAAUUCUGACUGUAAUGUCAAUGCCAUGUGUUAGCCUUUCUCCAGAAGUUAUAAAAGCAGAAUGAGCGUUAAGAAUCUGAUUACCUUUUAACUAAAUUCAAAACAAAGUUGCGGGAUGAAGUGAAUGGAAGUCCUUCAAGUCUGACUGGGUAUUACUGCUAUGCAUGUUAUCCGCCUGUCUACCGAUCGUUCCUGCCUCUUGUUCAGUUGUGGUAAUUCCUUUGGGUAAUGCGUUGGGGCUCUAGAUGUAGUGAAUCUUGACUUCCUCCUGACCCCCCGAGGUGUUACCGGUCUUUGCCUUCCUUAAUUUUAAAACGGUGUGGGAAGGCUAGAGAGACUGGAAGCCUCGGCUGUUGUGUGUGGAGAAGCUGUCGGCCUUCUAAGAGAGCAUGUAGCCAGCAAGCGCAUCGUGGUGCUUCGGUACCGAGCUGAUACCACAGGCCUCAAUCUUUUUGUGAAAAGAGAUCACAAGGAAAUGUGCUGAUGUUGAAGGGGGAGAGGUGGCGGGGGAAGAGUGCUGUGAGUCUUGACAAAUUUAGGAAGAGCCCAAGGGAAAUUUUUCAUCCUGAGAUACAAAAGGAUUUAUUGGCUCUUGAAGAGCAAGAGGGACCUGUGAAUUUUAAAUUUGGAGUCCUUUAUGCUAAGGAUGGGCAGCUUACAGAUGAUGAAAUGUUCAGCGAUGUGUGCGUUCCCACAAUUAAGUGGUGUGGAGCUGAAGGGGACUACAAUGUAAUGGUGAUGGAGCCGUUUGGACCGAGUCUUGAAGAUCUCUUCAGUUUUUGUUCAAGGAAAUUUAGUCUCGAAACAGUCCUAUUACUUGCUGACCAAAUGAUUAGUUGAAUUGAAUAUGUUCACUCUGAGAACUUCAUCCACCGAGAUGUGAAGCCAGACAACUUCUUAAUGGGCCUUGGGAAGAAAGGCAAUCUUGUCUACAUAAUAGACUCUGGUUUAGCAAAGAAGUAUCGAGACUCUCAAACUCACCAACAUAUUCCAUAUCGUGAAAAUAAAAACUCAACAGGAACUGACUGUUAUGCAUCCAUCAACACUCAUCUUGGAAUCGGCAAGCUGGAGAAAGCAAUACAUAGAAACUUUAAAAGUGUUGAUGCACAUAAUUUUAGCACAAGUAGAUGUUGCUUUAAUGAGGCAUAGAGUAUGAUCCUUAUUUAUGGCACUUAACAGUGCAGUGUGCUUGGCCUCUUAUCUCUUGAUUGGGUGGGAAUUGGUCAGAUUGUAAUUCUCAGGAAUUAGCACGUUUUUUUAAUAAUUGCAAGGGUGAUAGGCUUUUUCUUGUACUGGAUGAGUUUAUCAUGGGCAUAGUAACUCUCAGCUUUCUCUUGUUUUUCAAAGGGUUUUUAUGAUGGUCUUGUUGCACAGUCUUUUGUUUUUCCAGUACUCCUAAUGAGUCCACUUUUUUAUACUGUUGUAGAGCAAUCUCGCAGGGAUGACUUGGAGUCCUUGGGCUAUGUACUGAUGUAUUUUAACCUGGGCUCCCUCCCCUGGCAGGGACUGAAAGCAGCAACAAAGAGGCAGAAAUAGGAACGUAUCAGUGAAAAGAAAAUGUUUACACCCGUUGCGGUUUUGUGUAAAAGGAUAUUCUUGUAAGUUACUUUUCCGCGGCACUAGGCUUACGUGUUCAUGGUUUAGUGGGAUUUCUUUUUGCUUUACACUGAAUUCUACCAGUCUUUUUACUUGUCCCUCUCUUUUUUCCUUUUUUUUUUUUUUCUAAAUUCCCCCAACCCCGCCCAUGGUUGGGCGUGUCUGUGAUAAAGAUACUGUGCUUUGAAGACUGGGAUCUUUCUGUUGAUAGACCAUUUCUAAUUAUCCUUUGUCUUAACUAUUAGUAAACAAUCAUUGAGGUGCCCUCAAUUCAAAGGGUAGCUUAGUACAUCUGAUUUGCACUGUGUUGUGUGUGCAUGUGUUGGUGUUGGCUGGAUAACUCUUGACGGCAAACAGCAUUUUGAGAAACUACCCAUUUCUUCAUAUGGGUGGGUACUGUUUCUUGAAUUAAUUAGAUUGCAUAGUCAGAUGCACAUAUUGCAGUUGUUUCACUUGAGAAUUGUCGUUCCAGGUUCAUGUAGUUUGGCCUGCUGAUGGUCAGCAUCUGUGAGAGGUGUAAGAAACCCUCCUAUAUCCUAGCAUCGUGCUUCAAAGCUUUUCUGUUUCUCAGUUUGGUAUUCACGCCACAGUAAUAAUGAGGUGGUUUUGAGCCCUGCAAAAUGGUACUUAAAUCGAUUUUAAAACUUGUUAAUGUUAGCUGCCAUCGGGGAAUAUUGUUGAUCUUUCACAAAGAGUGCUGUCUCUAUUCUGUCCACGCUCUUGGCUUCAGCAGCUAGGUAUGACAAUGGGAACUAUGGUUUCUGUCAUGGUUGUGUGAAAACUUACUGUCUUCGAUGUGUUUUAACUGUCCCUUCAUAGGUGUUCCUUUACAUUCAUUAACUGUGUUUUUUCUCUGGGGUUAACAGGCAGGAAAGACUAAUCAACUUUUCUUGUGCUCUUCGUUAGAAUUUCUUUCUUAACAUAAAUUACUAAUAUAUAAUUUCAGCCAGAAAGACUUGAGCUUGUUAGAGAAAAUUUGCUUUUCACUUUCCCAGUUCUUGCUUACUCCAUAGCAGGUGAGAUGCCUCAAAUUGUUACAAGUUUUCAUAGCUUGUGCUCUUACUGUGUUCAUAAUGUUAAAGUAAUUCUUCCAUAAUCAAAACGCAUCCUUAGAUGUUAACCAGGUUACCAAUUAAAGUCAUGGUUUUCCCAUUAUCUUUAUACCUUGUUCUUAGUCAGGAAAACUUCAAGUAUCCAGGUCACAUGGCAAGGUUACUAAGGAGAAUUUUGAUUGGCUAAGUGUAAGACUAUAGAAAAUCAUUCAUACCGCUUCUUACCAGGAGAACAGUAAAGAACAGCAGCUGUUUGUCCAUACCCAUUCCAAGUGUGUUAGUUUCCUUGGUAAGUCUUAAGUAAAUGUGCUGCUGCUGUUCCUGUUUCAGGAAGUGCUUAGACCAUACUCCUGGUAGAAAGCAAAGUUUGCUAUGCAGAUCUACUGAUGUCUUAUGUUAAGGACUACGGUUUUUAUUUAUAACUUGAUAAAUCAGUUGUUAUUUUAUUUGGAUGCCUUCGUUUGCUAAGGCAGUGCUGCAUCUGCGAUCCCCACCUUUCGUCGUCUAGAGGAAGGGCUACUGCCUGUUGAACUCUGGGCAAUGGAGAUCUGCAGAAGUUACUCAAAUAAUGAAAGCUGCUUACUUCUAGGUAGAGUUCUUAAAGAUGACUCUGCAUUUUUAUCUUUUUUUUAAAAAUGAGUUCUGAUUAGUUCGGUCUGAAACUGAAAACUAAGGCUGGGAAUGUAGCUAAUAUGAAUGAAAAUUCUCUUAUGGAAAAUACAUUUCUCCCAGAGAAAUUUAAUACUCUUAGAAAAAUGGUAAUUGGUAAGGAUAGCAAAGUGUCACGUAUAUUCCCUACCUCCAAGGUAUUGUCCACACAGUACCUAAAUUUUUCUCAUUAGAAAGGCUAGUGCUUUGUAACGCUAAGUAAUGAGGGUUUAUUGGAGUAACAGCUAGCACGUCUACAAAAUGGUUCAUGAGACUUCAGUGUUUAUAAGGAAAUUAUGUAAAUUCAAUGUCACACAUUAUUCGGUAGUUCUCCUGAUUAUGUGGAAGCGAAUGCAACAGCUACAAACCUGCAAGUUGUGAGAUGUUUGACAGUGAUAAACGUUAGUGAGAGUUGAGCAGUCAGGUAAAGCCUAUUCAUAUAAAAUGGGCGUUACUGCAGUACUCCAAAA